AUGGACAUCAUGAAUAUACACCAAAGUUUGUGCAUGGCAGGACGCCUGCCUGUGCGUACAUCACGCCUCUGCUCUGGAAAGCGGCUCUUAUGUUACACGGCGCAAAAGUCGUCCAAGUCAGAUGCUAAGACUGGUUCGUGCAUGAUUUACCCAAGCAAUAAUCGUCUCUCAUUGCUAAAGUUUCUCGAAGUUCAGAGCCCGUCCGAGGAUCCAUCGAAAGUCCGCGACAACAACCAGGAAUCAAAACCCAAAGUGACCAGAAGUGUUGCUCAAGCGGACGAGGAGCUUCGUGAACGCCUCGAGCAGAUGUCUGGUGAGGGUGGGGCCUCUGGUAUCGAAUAUGAGGAUGGCAAACCAACCGCCAUGAAACGGAGUGUUCGCAACAACAUGUUUCGCUACAUCUGA
Messenger RNA from Aspergillus fumigatus Af293, 405 nucleotides. RefSeq lists its product as uncharacterized. NCBI's taxonomy places the organism in Eukaryota, Fungi, Ascomycota, Eurotiomycetes, Eurotiales, Aspergillaceae. The coding region runs from base 1 to 405 and encodes 134 amino acids. The transcript has a single exon. The record is from RefSeq and is a predicted model, not a curated record.